AUGUCCGAAGAUAAAGCUACUGUGGUUGUGAUAGACAACGGAUCUGGUAUGUGUAAGGCCGGGUUUGCAGGAGAGGAUGCCCCGCGUGCUGUUUUCUCAAGUGUCGUUGGACGACCCCGUUACCAGACAAAAACGAUAGAUGUGAGUCAGAAAGAAAGCUAUGUUGGAGACGAUGCUCAACUAAAGAGAGAUAUCCUUACACUCAAGUAUCCCAUUGAGCACGGGAUUAUCGUUAAUUGGGAAGACAUGGAGAAAAUCUGGCAUCACACUUUCUACAACGAACUGAGAAUUGUCCCAGAGGAGCACCCUAUUCUGCUGUCAGAAGCGGCUUUAAAUCCCAAAGGCAACCGGGAAAAGAUGACCCAAGUCAUGUUUGAAACCUUCAAUAUACCAGCCAUGUACGUUUCUAUUGAAGCGGUACUUGCAUUGUACGCUUCAGGUCGCGGCUCUGGUGUCAUGGUAGAGUCCGGAGACGGUGUUACGCAAAUAGUUCCUAUCUUUGAAUCUUGUGCGCUACUUAAUGGUAUCAUGAGAUUGGACUUAGCAGGGCGUGACUUGACAGAAUACCUGAUGAAGAUAUUAUCAGAGAGAGGUUAUAGUUUUACCACAACUGGUGAAAGAGAAAUCGUUAGAGAAAUCAAGGAGAAACUGUGCUACGUCGCGGUUGAUUUUGAACACGAAAUGCAAACUACCUCACAAUCUUUUGGUCUAGAGAAGUACAAGCUUCCAGAUGGCCAAAUUAUCACUAUUGGCAACGAAAGCUUUAGAUGCCCAGAGCCACUGUUUCAACCUUCUCUACUUGGCCUGGAGAUGCCUGGAAUUCACGAAGCAACAUACGACUGCAUCAUGGAAUGUGACAUCGAUACCCGUAGACAUUUUUAUAACAACAUCAUUUUGUCUGGUGGCAACACAAUAUUCCCUGGCAUCGCCGAUCGAAUGAAGAAGGAAAUCAGUUCCCGUGUUCCUGAAAGCAUGAGAGUGAAUGUCGUGGACUUCAACGAUCGUAAAUAUUUUGUUUGGAUAGGUGGUUCCAUCUUAGGUUCCCUGUCCACCUUGCAACAACGGUGGAUUUUAAAGGAGGAGUACGAUGAAAAAGGACCUUCGAUUAUGCACAGAAGGUGUUUAUAA
This is a messenger RNA of Candidula unifasciata, 1128 nucleotides long. The record is from the annotation of a GenBank genome assembly. NCBI's taxonomy places the organism in Eukaryota, Metazoa, Mollusca, Gastropoda, Stylommatophora, Geomitridae.